Messenger RNA from Dibothriocephalus latus, 1281 nucleotides. The record is from the annotation of a GenBank genome assembly. Lineage: Eukaryota; Metazoa; Platyhelminthes; Cestoda; Diphyllobothriidea; Diphyllobothriidae.
AUGUCUUACGGGUUUGAGUCUACACCGCCAACAUUCCAUGACGACUCUGUCCAACAAAAUGCCUCAGAUAAUGAGAUGAAAAUGGCUCUUCAAAAGCUGCAAACGCAAGCUGAAUUUCAGAACCAGGUGUCUGCUCUGACUGGUCGGUGUUGGGAUCUGUGUUAUACCGGAACUCCUGGAGCUAAAAUGGACGAUAAGCGAGCCAACUGUUUGAAAAACUGUGUCGAACGCUAUAUCGAUGUCUCCGUGCUUCUUCGUAAUCGCUUCCAAGCCCUGGUCGGACAUGAAAAACAGCUGCUAAAAUGCGAAUUAGAGUCUACUCCUGCCUCAACUGCCUCUAUGGUCAAGGCGCUUUAUGUGGACCAGAUCCCAAAGAUUGGAAUUACAGAUUUGCCCCAAGAGUUAUCUUUAUUCAAAAAUAAUUGUGACGUAUUGGUACAUCAAGCCGAUCGUUUGCUCUCGGCCGACCAUUAUCGACGGUGUUACGCAAUAACAACACGUGUACUCAAGGAAGACCCAUUUCAUCCUGAUUGUCUCCCGAUACAUAUUUCUGUUCUCAGAAUGCUGAAUCAGUCAAAUGAACUUUUCAUACUCUCCAACAAGUUGGUGAAGAUUUAUCCGGAAAGCGCGAUAUCUUGGUUUGCUACUGGUUCGUACUACCUGGCCACGCGCAAACAUGACCUCGCGAAGCGUCAUCUUCGGAAGGCGACUCAACAAGACAGGCGUUUUGGACCCGCCUGGCUGGCCUUAGGUCAUGCGUACGCUGCCGACAACGAACACGAUCAAGCUAUUGCCGCAUACUGUACAGCUGCGCAGAUUGUUCGAUGUUCGCACAUUCCCAUGAUGUAUAUCGGUGUGGAGUAUAGUGCUAGCAACAAUCACAUAUUAUCCGAAAGGUUCCUGAAGUACGCUCGCGAACGAAAUCCGAAUGACCCGGCGAUAUUACACGAACUCGGGAGUUUGGCUUUCAAAUCGAAAAGGUACACUGAAGCACUUGACUUGUUAAAGCAUGCCUACGCUAUUGCGUUGGAGCUUAGCGACCAAGUCCUCGCGCCAUAUUGGGAGCCUCUGCUUAACAACCUGGCGCACGUUUACCGCGAGCUUGGCUUUGGCCUGUCGUGUAUUGAAAGCAAAUUGCCUGAUAAAACUCCGUGCUUUUGCAGGGACUAUGAACAAGCUCUGAAGUUGCAUUCUGCGGCGCUAAAUCUGAUUGAAAAUUCGCCUUCCACUCUGGAGUCUAUGGGCUUGAUUUAUGCCAUGACAAAUCGUUUCGAGGAGGCC